Erpetoichthys calabaricus (reedfish) is the source of this 6608-nucleotide messenger RNA. Its product is annotated as DNA (cytosine-5)-methyltransferase 3A-like. Lineage: Eukaryota; Metazoa; Chordata; Cladistia; Polypteriformes; Polypteridae. Gene Ontology annotation, cellular component: nucleus. Gene Ontology annotation, biological process: negative regulation of transcription by RNA polymerase II. The record is from RefSeq and is a predicted model, not a curated record. Gene Ontology annotation, molecular function: DNA (cytosine-5-)-methyltransferase activity, acting on CpG substrates; protein binding; DNA binding.
AGUGUAGACCAGACACAUCAACAAACGAGCUCCACGUGAUGCUUAACCCUUAGUUGGGCGGCGACAACAAUGGUGCAACGAUCCUCCGUGAUACGUUUCGAUCCAGGACGUUUGGCGAAGUAAUGGUUAAUUGGAGACCCCCCCAUUAUAAGAAGGAGUGACGUCAAUACUUGCAUGCAAGCGCGCAAACGGAGAAAGACAACUUUGGAGUGCAGGAUAAUCAGGAUAUAGAACAUGGCUGUAAAUGUGCGUUUGUCAUCAAAUUCCCCGUUAAGUCAUGCCGAGUUGCUGGUGUGGUUUAACGAAACACUGAACACAGAAUUCACAAUGAUUCAGCAGCUCAGCUCAGGUGCAGCUUUCUGUCAGUUAAUGGAUUACAUAUACCCUGGUUCUCUCUCUCUGAAGAAAGUAAAUUUUCAAGCUCUUGAAGACAAUGACUUUAUCAACAAUUUCAAUCUCUUAAAUGAAAGCUUUGUGAAAAUGGGUGUAACAAGGUCUAUUCCAGUAGAAGAACUACUGAGAGGGAAAUUCAAUGAAAAUUUCCAGUUUGCUAAGUGGUUCAAGAAGUUUUUUGAUGCUAACUACAAUGGCCAUGAAUACAAUCCCGUAGCUGCUCGCAAGGGUGAAGAAAUACUGCCGAUUACUCAUAUUCGUGGAGUCCCUCUUGAACAGAUUAUGAAUAGGAGUUUAACACCUUCAGGAAUAAGGAUAAAGAGAGAAGAGCCAAAUCUUGAGAUUGACACACCAAAGAAAAAGCAGAGGAAUACUUCUUUCAACGACUCAUGGCAAGAAACAUUUCCUUGGGCCAAUCCAAGCCAACUUGGAAACUUCUAUGCACAUUGUGCACUUUGUGAAAGAGACAUAACUGUUCAUAAUAAAGUAACUGAUUUAACCCGUCAUUCAGAAACAAAAAGACAUCGUCGAAAUAAAAAUAAACUUUCUUUGGAUCAUGCAAACAGUGAUAUAUUUCAUAGUUUUUCAAACUCUUUUUGUUCUGGAGACAUCACUCUAAAAUUCAUUGGCAGGUAUUGCCAGGACGUAAAAGUUGUUCAGCAGAUUAUAAAGGAAGGAAAAGUUUCACCUCAUAUUGCAAAGUUUGUCCUUGGACUGAAUUACCCAGAAGAUAUAAUCUCCAAAUGUCAAAAGACUCCAUUUUGUGUUUAUGUUUACUGGAGAAUGAAUUUGGGCAAGGAGAGUGCAAAUGUCUUUUUGGUUGGACUAUUUGAUCAAACUACUGGUAAGAAUGUGUUUCGCAUUCUUGAUAUCACAGAGCAUGCCAUGGACUCGACUCAGCAGGUGUCUGCCUGCCUACUGGAAACUCUAAAGAAGUUUAAUAUACCUGUUAUGAAUCUCAUGUCUUUCUACCUGAAUGACGCAGCUUUAGCAGCUGAGAGCUAUGAGAGCGUUUUAACCUGCGUGAAACGGAGGAACCCUAGUGUAAUCAGUGUUAGAAUACCGUGCAAUUUAAUAGACUGCCUCUGCAAAUCUGCUGUUAGAAAAUUAUCUUCACCAGUAAAUGACCUUAUCUCUGACAUCCAAUACUAUUUCAGUCAAUCCCCUAAAAUUACUGCAUUUCAGGAACUUUUUCAUAACUUGGAACUUUUAAACAAUGACUGUGAUGCAUCUAGCCACUGCCUUGUUAUGAAGAAAAUAGUGAAGGAAAUGGAUGAGAUGUGGCCAAGUCUUAACAGUUACUUUAUGUCACCUGAAAGUAGUACAGAAAAGGCGAAACUAAUUUUUGACAGGCUACAAAACCACAAAAUUAGAUUAACUUUUCAGUUUCUCAAAUAUGCUUUAGAAACUUUGUGUGCCUUAAAUGAAAAGCUGCAUGGUCAAGAUAACCAUACAAUGCAAAUGCUGAAGGACAUCAGCUAUACUGUGAGUUGUUAUGCUGGGAGACUACUACAGCCAGAAGCUGCUCUCCGAUUGUUAAAGACUAGUGAUCCAACAGUGCUUGAAUACCCGACAAACAUUCUUCCUCAAAAUGAGCUCUUCAUUGGCACAGAUACUGAGAAAUACUUGGUAGAACAUAAAGAGCUUGCAUCAAAUUCACACAUCAUUGACAGCUUUUUCAAAGAUGUAGAAUUAUUUUAUGUGGAGGUAAUAAAACAGUUGCUUAACGUACUUCCUUUUAGCAAUAGCUGUUUAAAAAACAUUGUGAAAAUCUUAAAUCCAGCCUGCAAAAUGUCGAUCACACAAAGCAUUUUGAUUGAAGUUGCUUCAGAAUUACAAAUCUGCAAAACUGCAGAGGAUAUUGCACAACUAAAGACGGAGUUCUCACUUUAUCAGUCUAUGAAAAUUGAUCACGAAGACACUAAUUCCAUUUUUCAAUUGUCAAUGCCAUACUGGAGUAAAGUUUUAAAGUUGCUCACAACCUCUACAGAAACAAAGUCUUCUCUCUUUAGGAAGCUAAUUCACACUUUGUUUUGCCUGCCACCCUCUGUUCUUCAACCUGAAAUAGCCUUCCACAAGGCAAUAAAGAAUGGUGAUGCCUCACUAUUAGGAAGCAACCAGUGUAACAGUGAAAUUGUUAUAGAUCUCACAAGCGAAAAUGAAAACAGUGUUCUUUCAUCCAAUGAGCCUUCCACUCUAACACCUUUCACAAGAAAAGAAGGUGUUGCUGACUGUAUGCUAACAAAGCCCUGUUUUGUGCUGCUGGAGAAAGGGAAUUAUAGGAGUACAACUUUUAUAUGUAAGAGCAACACCAGUUCUACUCAGGACAGUUCUCUUUCUUUUGAUGAGGGGAAAACCAGAGGGAUUUGUGGGUGGGAGGCCAGUCUCAGACAGAAACCUCCACCUCGAAAAGUAUUUCAGGCAGGUGCACAUACCUGGGAGGAACCAAAAAACUGUGAAACUGUUCCGAGCAAAGAUAAGAUUCCAUUGUCCCCUGUGAUUAAAAAAGAAAUCCGCACUUCAACACCAAUUAAGCCACCAAACAAGUCUUGCCCAUACUUGGAUGGAAAGGGAUUCAAGAUCGGAGAGCUAGUCUUUGGAAAAGUGAAGGGUUUUAGCAGGUGGCCUGGAAUUAUCGUUGGCUGGCCAAAUAAGCAGAUUCCUAAAGGAAUGAGAAGAGUGGAAUGGUAUGGUGACGGAAUGUUUUCUGAAAUUUAUAUUGACAUGUUGGUACCAUUUGCUGCAUUUUCCAAAUACUUUGAUAAGUCCUCUUUUAACGAACAACCAGUUUACAAGAAGGCCAUAAUUCAGUCCAUUGAGUUAGCUGCUGAAAGGUCCAAAAAAAAAUUUCCACCCUGUGCUGGGGGGUAACAAGAAGACAAGAACAAGCAACUUCUAGACUGGGCAAUGGGAGGAUUUCAGCCAGUUGGACCUCAUGGAUUCAAAGCACCAAUUACUUUUUACAACUUGUUUGUGCAAUCAUAUAAUAUUGAAAUGGUCCAAAGAGUUUUGUACAAAGGAAAAAUCAUUGAAAACUUCUGCUUAUCAUGUGGCUCCCCAGAAACAGAGACAUUUCACCCUCUCUUUGAAGGCGGUUUGUGCCUUAGAUGCAAGGAUAAUUUUACAGAAACAGUGUACAGGUAUGAUGAGGACGGUUAUCAGUCUUACUGCACUAUAUGCUGUGCCGGCCUAGAAGUCAUAUUGUGUGGAAACUCUAGUUGCUGUCGUUGUUUCUGCAUUGACUGCUUAGAUACUUUGGUUGGGGCUGGAACUUUUGAAAAACUGAAGAAUGUAGACCCAUGGAGCUGUUACAUAUGUAUUCCGUCAGCCCGUUACGGAGUUCUGAAGCAGAGGCCCAACUGGAGCGUUAAAGUGCAGGAGUUCUUUGCCAAUAACAGUGGGAUGGAAUUUGAACCCCACAGACUGUACCCUGCAGUCCCUGCUGAUAAACGUCGACCAAUUAGAGUAUUGUCCCUUUUUGAUGGUAUUGCCACAGGUUAUCUUGUCUUGAAAGAUCUUGGAUUAAAAAUUGAUAAGUAUUAUGCUUCAGAGAUUUGUGAGGACUCGAUUGCUGUUGGACUGGUAAAGCAUGAAGGCAAAAUUCAAUAUGUGGAUGAUGUGCGAAGCAUAACAAAGAAGCAUAUUGCAGAGUGGGGUCCUUUUGAUCUUUUAAUUGGCGGAAGUCCUUGCAAUGAUCUUUCUAUUGUAAACCCAGCAAGAAAAGGGCUCUAUGAGGGCACAGGAAGAUUGUUCUUUGAAUACUAUCGGCUUUUAAACUUGCUAAAGCCAAAAGAUGAUGAUAAUAGACCAUUUUUCUGGAUGUUUGAAAAUGUGGUUGCCAUGGGAGUUAAUGAUAAGCGAGACAUUUCUCGUUUUUUAGAGUGUCAUCCAGUUCUAAUAGAUGCUGUCAAAGUCAGUCCUGCUCAUAGAGCAAGAUAUUUUUGGGGCAACAUACCCGGAAUGGACAGGCCCAUAUCUGCAUCCUCUAAUGACAAACUAGAACUUCAAGAAUGUUUGGAACAUGGACGGAUGGCAAAGUUUUCAAAGGUUCGGACUAUAACAACUCGUACAAAUUCGAUUAAACAGGGUAAAGAAGCAAUGAUGCCAGUGAUGAUGCAAGGAAAAGAAGAUAUGCUAUGGUGUACAGAGAUGGAAAGGAUUUUUGGAUUUCCAAAGCAUUAUACAGAUGUCAGCAAUAUGGGACGUGGAGCUCGCCAGAAAGUUCUUGGGAGGUCGUGGAGUGUCCCUGUGAUCCGGCAUUUGUUUGCACCCCUCAAAGACUACUUUGCCUGUGAAACACAAUAGGAAUUCACAACCAAGGAAACCUCAAGCUAAGCAUUGAGCUGUAACAGUAAUGCAGCAAAAGGAAACUGAAGAACACCAGACAUAUACACAGCAGUAGAGAUGUCUCUUCCUGUCUCCAUUUUAAUUUGCACUGUUUUCUCAUAUAGCUGUUCUUCAUCAUUCCAUUUUGUCAUACUUGUUACACAUCUUGUAUCUGGACCUAUAGAUACAACAAUUUGUAUCAUUUUUAAUGGGUUUUAAAGCAGCAAAAAAAGUCAGUGGGCCAAUCUACAACUAUGAGUUAUAAAUUGCACAUCUUAAUUUUCAUCACUGACUGUGUAGCUGUUACUCUUUAUAUUCUCCGAAUAUUUUACAGAAUUUUAAAGGUCACUUUAGUUUGCUUUUUUUAUGAUUUUUAUUAGUUUCAACCUUUUAUCUCAGUCAUGUUUUUAGUCUACCUCUGCACAUUUGCUGUGAAGAGUAUUUAUACUCUUAGUAAAAAAAUACUUGGGUGCUAACAUAUAUAUUAUAAUCAGGAAAAAAAGGGGCUUCCCCUUUUUGCCUUACACUUUUGUUACAUUAAUACUGAUUAAGAGUGUUUUAGGUUCUGUGAGUAAAUUUAUAAUGUUUCUUUAGAAAAGCUUUAAAAGUUUACUUGCAAAUUUGCUAAGACAAAAUUAUGUAUUGUGAAUGUAAUGAAAAUUAAGGAGCUCCUAGCAAAAUUUUGUAAUGGAAAUUUACAGUGUAGUUUCCUGCUCUCGCCUGAUGAUGAUUUUUAUUGUUUUUAAUGUAUGAUAGCUUUUCAUUUACAAGGCUGAAAAAAACUUAUACUGUCCUCUUAAUCUCAACUGUCAGAGAACAUUUACCAAGUCAAGGACUAGUUCACUGAAGAUCCCACGUCAUUACAUUCUUCUGUACGCAGGUGGUGUCUUAUUAUCACCCACUGGAACUUAAGAAAAGUAAACGCCAGCACAAUAGCAGAUUCAUUAAGCUCAGUGCUGUUGAGCCAAGGUAUGUUUAAUGUUGGCCAGUGCCUUUGGAUCAAGCAUUUCUGAGACGCAGAAGUUACCACUUUUUAAAAGUGUCAUUAAUAACUUCCCAAGACUCUUUCAGACUGAUGAGCGAUAACAUUCAUGGUGCUUUAUUUUAAGCAUAAAUACAUUUUAAGACACUUUUCCCAACUUUCAAAUCAUGUUUUCACUAAAGCAAUGUGUUUUGUUUUAAUUCAAUGGCUUUAACAUAAUUAGGUUUAAGUAUGUUAACGUUGAAUGAUUGUUUCUAUUCUGUCUCAAAGCUAUUGGCCUUCAUUUACUUUUUCUGCAUUGUUUUUGUUUUGCAUAAAAUUUUCUAAGUAUCAUUGAAUCAUGUUACAUACUUUUUACCAUAUUCUGUGGUUAAUUUGAUUAUAUUUCUGCGUGUGUAUGAACCACAUCAUCUGUCAAAUGCUACAAAAGUAAUGGAGUGCAGUUAUUCUUUUUUCCCCCAAAUAGUAGAUACACCAGCUUGGAAUCAAAGCAUUUAAUCAUUUUUAAAACUAAUUCUAGAGUUAACAUUUUAAGAAUUCAUUUGACAUAUUCAAUCAUUAUGUUGUUUACUUGAAGCCCAGAUAGUACUUAUUUUUCACACUUAUUUUCUAAAAUAAGUGUGUUGCUUUUGUAGGCCCAACCCAGUGUGAUAAAUAAUGUGCUUUAAAAAUAGUCAGGGAGUAAGACAAGGGUUCAUAGGACUUCAGAAUUAAUUUGCAAGUUGUUGAUUGUUUAGAUACUGUGGAAGAAAAUUGCCAGAAUGCGUUUUAUGUAACCCAGUUUGAUUUAUUGGUGCUUUUUAUACAUUUGGAUGCCUUGAUGUGCCAAGCUUUGCAUAAACACCAUAGACUAUCAGUUGCUUAUUCCAAAAAAUGGCUCUGUAAACAUGCUUUCCUUAGAUUGUCU